Molecule: messenger RNA, 867 nt
Organism: Aureobasidium pullulans EXF-150
Lineage: Eukaryota; Fungi; Ascomycota; Dothideomycetes; Dothideales; Saccotheciaceae
Exons: 1
Coding region: 1-867 (288 amino acids)
Molecular function (GO): oxidoreductase activity
Source: RefSeq, a predicted model, not a curated record
AUGACUACCACUACAACCACAACAUCAACAUCCACCCCUUCAAUCAUCAAGCAACAAGGGAUUGAAAUACCUCGAGGUCCUGUAGAGUCGACUUUGAUCUUCUACGCACCACCACCCGACAAUGCCGCACCAUGGAAUUACGUCGAACAACCACCACCAGGUCUCCCCCAACGAAACUACACCGAACACCCCUCCCAAGUCCUCCUGAACGACAUGCGCGGCAAUGAAUCCACCUUUCAACUAAACACCCACGGUUUCACCACCGCCUCUUCCGUGUCCAGCAACUGCACAGAUUUCACAUCCGACGACGAUGUCAAAAACAUCUACUACCCAGAAGUUGAGAAGUUGAUCUUGGACAAAGUCCCCGGAGCUAAAAGGGUAUUCCUAUUCGACCAUACCAUCCGCCGUGCAGAUGUCAACGCAAAACGUCAACCCGUCCAUCGCGCGCACAUCGAUCAAACCGAAACCGCAGCAAUCGCUCGCGUACACCGUCAUCUCCCCUCCGAAGCUUCAACCUUACUAUCCUCCCGCGUACGCAUCAUAAACAUUUGGCGCCCAUUAAACGGCCCAGUUGUUUCUUUCCCCUUGGCUGUUGCGGAUAGUAGAAGUGUCAAGGACGAUGCUAUUGUAGGGAUUGAACAUAGGUAUCCCGAUCGCGUUGGAGAGACUGCUGGUGUGCAAGCUGCGGAAGGACAGAAAUGGUGGUAUUGGAGUGGUAUGGGGAAUGAGGAGAGAUUGUUCUUGCAAUGUUAUGAUUCUGAGGGUAGUAGGGCUAGGACACCGCAUACGGCGUUCACGGACCCGAGGACACAGGAGGGGUGGCCUGGACGCGAGAGUAUCGAGGUUAGGGCUUUGGUGUUUGGAUGA